Molecule: messenger RNA, 1491 nt
Organism: Nicotiana tabacum (common tobacco)
Lineage: Eukaryota; Viridiplantae; Streptophyta; Magnoliopsida; Solanales; Solanaceae
Biological process (GO): mRNA 3'-end processing
Source: RefSeq, a predicted model, not a curated record
AUUGAUUUCCCUCUUUUUUCUCCGGGGGAAGAAAUUGGGACAAAAUGGCGGGAAAGCAGGUCGCCGCCGAUGGCCUAACAACGAAUUUCGCCGGAAUGUCCAAAAAUCAGCUUUACGACAUUAUGUGUCAGAUGAAGGGAUUAAUCGAACAGAACCAGCAACAAGCGAGGCAAAUUCUCAUUCAAAACCCUAACUUGACCAAAGCACUAUUUCAGGCACAAAUUAUGCUUGGGAUGGUGCAGGCCCAACAAGCAAUUCCGACCAUCCAACCGACAGGAUCACCAAAUCUACAGCCAUCAGUGUCUCAACUUACAAAGUCAGAUGGUCAGUCGGCUCCAUCAUUGCCAGGGAAAAUUGGUAUGCAGGAUCAAACAAGAAAACAGCAGCAAAAUCAAUCUGCUCCAGCACCGCCAUCUCCUUCUCUUCCGUCAUCAAACCUUCAAGCUCAGUCCCUACCGUCUCAUCCGUCGCUGUCAGUGCAGCAGCCAAAAGGACAUAUUGGUGGUCAAUCAGUGCCAAUCUCUUUACCACAAUCCUCUCAAGUUGUUAACAUGCCACCAGUUCCUCAUCAUUCUGCUUCGCAGCUGCCAUCUCAUUUUCAAAUGCAGAUGCCUUCUGCAUCCUCCCAAUUGGAGCAACCGAUGCAUACUAGUGGCAGCCAACACCAGCAUAUGCAGCCACAGAUGCCACCACAAGUGAGACCAUCAAUGCAACCAUUCCCCCGUCCAAUGCACCCUCACAUGGGGUCCAAUGUUGGUUUUCCGCCAUCUGGAGUACCUCCGCCGCACCAUUCACAUCCUGCUUUUCAUCCAACUAUGAAGCCUCCAGCAAGCAUGGGGCCUUCUUUUAUGUCUGGGCAGCCACCAGUUCCAAGUCAGCUGCCAUCCCAGCCGCCAUAUCAGAUGGGAGGUUCACAAUUGCGGACAGAAUUCAAUCAAGUUGGGAGUUUCACACAAGCAGAUAGAGGCUCUGCGUGGAUUCCUGGUCGACCAGAGAAUUCACCAGGAAUACAGUUUCCAGGACCACCACUGAUCCCUGGCCAGAUGGGUGCCAGCAAUCAGCCUCCUAGACCCCCAGCACUGAGUCCAGAGAUGGAGAACGCGCUUCUUCAGCAAGUAAGGAGCCUGACGCCAGAACAGAUUAACAUGCUACCUCCAGAGCAAAGAAAUCAAGUGCUUCAGUUGCAGCAAGUGCUCCGUCAAUGAGAAACAAGUUGUCAAAAAACAUCUUGCAACGGAGGUGGAAAUAUUGGAUCCAGCUAAUUGACUAUGUUAUUUAUCCAAACCUUUGCUUUGUGAUAGGAUUCUCCUAAGUUUCUGUUUCAAUCCUUUAUAGUUUCUCUUUUUUACCCGUUGUUUUCCCCUUUAAUAUUGAUUGUUUCAGGCCAUUUUAGGUUUGCCUGUAUUGUAUUCUAUGUAGCCUACAACUUAUAAAUUUUUGCUUGCUUGUUUGAGGAACUCUUAGCUGCGCAAAUCGAAUUCUAGUUCUCUA